Chiroxiphia lanceolata (lance-tailed manakin) is the source of this 3063-nucleotide messenger RNA. RefSeq names its product solute carrier family 15 member 4 (gene SLC15A4). Gene Ontology annotation, cellular component: membrane. The record is from RefSeq and is a predicted model, not a curated record. Bases 62 to 1810 code for a protein of 582 amino acids. Gene Ontology annotation, biological process: oligopeptide transport; histidine transport; transmembrane transport. Gene Ontology annotation, molecular function: L-histidine transmembrane transporter activity. NCBI's taxonomy places the organism in Eukaryota, Metazoa, Chordata, Aves, Passeriformes, Pipridae. The transcript is spliced from 8 exons.
GCGGGGCCGGCGCCGCCGGUGCGGCUCCCUCAGGGCAGGGCCGCGGGGACGCGGGGCCGCCAUGGACGAGCCCGAGCCGAGCGAGCGCAGCCCCUUGUUGAGCAGCGGGGAGCGCGGGCGGGCGGCGGCGGCCAGCGCGUUCCAGGGCCGGCGGCUGGCCUGCGCCGCCGUGCUGCUGGCCGAGCUGCUGGAGCGGGUGGCCUUCUACGGCGUCACCUCCAACCUGGUGCUGUUCCUGAACGGGCCGCCCUACGGCUGGGAGGGCGCCCAGGCCAGCCAGGCGCUGCUGCUCUUCAUGGGCAUCACCUACCUGGUGUCGCCGUUCGGGGGCUGGCUGGCCGACGCGCUGCUGGGCAAGUUCGGCACCAUCCUGCUGAGCAUGGCGCUGUACCUGCUGGGCAUGCUGGCCUUCCCCGUCAUCGCCGCGCCGCACACCCGCCAGGGCCUCUGCGGGGACAUCCCGCUGUUCCCCGUGGAGAACUGCUCCUCGCCCGCGGCCAACGCCACCCCGGCGCCCUGCUCCCAGGCGGGAGCCACCCGCUACUGCGCCACCGCCACCUUCGUGGGACUGGUCCUCGUGGGGCUGGGCGUCGGCUCGGUCAAGGCCAACAUCACCCCGUUCGGGGCGGACCAGGUCAAAGAUCGGGGCCCGGAAGCCACGAGAAGAUUUUUUAAUUGGUUUUAUUGGAGCAUUAAUUUGGGAGCUAUCCUGUCUCUGGGAGGCAUUGCAUACAUCCAACAGAACGUGAGCUUUGUUAUUGGAUACAGUAUCCCAACAGUCUGCAUUGGGAUUUCCUUCAUGGUUUUCUUAUGUGGUCAGAGUUUCUUCAUCACCAAACCCCCUGAUGGCAGUGCCUUCACAGACAUGUUCAAAAUCCUCACCUAUUCCUGCUGCUCCAAGAAGACACACAUGGAACGUUCAACCAGCAGUGAAGGCCAGGGAGUUCUUCACCCGCCUCGCAAGCAAAGCCUGUUUGAGAUGGCCAAGCUGUCUCGGGGGGGCCCCUUCAGAGAAGAUAAAGUAGAAGAUGUAAAAGCUCUUGUCAAGAUUAUCCCUGUCUUCCUGGCUUUAAUACCUUACUGGACAGUGUAUUUUCAAAUGCAGACAACAUAUGUAUUGCAAAGUCUCCAUCUGAAAAUUCCUGAGAUACCAAAUGACACCAACUCCAUCCACACGUUUCCAGCAGCCUGGUUGACCAUGUUUGAUGCAGUGCUUAUUCUGAUCCUAAUACCCUUGAAAGAUAAAUUGGUGGACCCCAUUUUAAAGAGGAAUGGCCUGCUCCCAUCCUCACUGAAGAGGAUUGCAGUUGGAAUGUUCUUUGUCAUGUGUUCUGCCUUUGCUGCAGGAAUUCUGGAAAGCAACAGACUGAAAAUUGUAAAGGUUAAAACAAUUAAUCAGACAAUUGGAAAUGUUACAUACCAUGCUGCAGAUUUGCCAAUAUGGUGGCAGAUUCCUCAAUAUGUGCUGAUUGGAUUCAGUGAAAUAUUUGCAAGUAUAGCAGGUCUAGAAUUUGCAUAUUCAGCUGCUCCCAAAUCCAUGCAGAGUGCCAUUAUGGGGCUGUUUUUUUUCUUUUCGGGGAUUGGAUCAUUUGUUGGCUCUGGAUUGUUGGCACUGGUGUCUAUUAAAGAAAUUGGCUGGAUGAGUAAUCACACGGAUUUUGGCAACAUUAACGGCUGCCAAUUAAACUAUUAUUUUUUUUUGCUGGCUGCCAUCCAAGGAGCGACCCUCUUGCUUUUCCUGAUUGUUUCUGUGAAAUACGACCACCAGAAGUCGAAGGGGAACGAAGCUGCUGCCAACGGGAGGAUCUGACCCCUGUUGCAGAGCAGCCUUUGUUGCAGCAGCACCCAGGGAAGUGGCAGCACUCCCAGAGCCCACGGGCUCUUGUUUUCUCCAGUGGGAUCUCCCCAGACUUGCAUGUCCCAGGAGUUCUCUCCCCUGCCCCCCUCGUGUAACGUAGGUAAGUGCCUUAUGUUGGUGGGGCUGUUUCUUGCACUACGUCCUGGCAGAGGACAAACAAACCUUGGAAGUGGAUUAACUCCAGGCAUUCGAGUUGCUCUUUGCUCAUUUGGGAGAUGUUUACUUAACUCUUCAAAGCUGGGACACUUACACUGGGAAAUGGAGUAUAAGGAGUCACAUGUGACAUGGACUGUUCCUGACCCAAAAGCUCGGUGGAGAGCAGUGGAGCUGGAGAAACCCUCGACAAUCUCAAGCCUACGUUGAGGACACAGGACAGAAAACUGUUUGACAGAAACCUCAGCUCGUGGUUACAAGAAUAAACUUUCAAUACCGAGAGUCGUUUUGGGGGGAGAAACAGGGACAAAUUAAAUUAUAAAUUAGGUCAGAUUAAAAACAAAUAUGAUUUUACAAUCGACCUUCUACUGGCAGUGUAUCAAGGGUUUAAGUCCAAACUUGCAGUCAGAAGUAUCCAAUACUGAAGACUGAACUAUAUAUCCCAGUAGCUUGUUAUACAACUGCUGUAAAUUUUGGUGCACAGUUAACACUUGUUGGGAGUGCAGUUGUUUAACUUCAGAAGUGGUUUUAUUUUUGAACCUGUGUUAGGACAACGCACACCUCUGGACAAAGCCCUGUUCAGUCUAAGUCUGUUACUCCCCUAAGGAGCAGCCUAAAUAUUUGCAGGAAGCAAAGUGAGCUGGAAUUCUCAGCAGAUCAAUGCGCAAUAACCAUUUAGCAGCCUCAGCCAGUCCCUUCAGUCUUGCCUCUUCCUUUUAGCUAACAGGGUUUGUAUCUUUCAGCAACACAUUCCUCCAGCAGAGCCAAUGGUUUUAUGUUCAGCCUCUUGAAUUUUACUGAUUCUAACAAUUGUACUUCAGGUUGUGUGCAGACUGGCGUGGAAAGUGCAAGGAAUUAUGCAGAAAGAAAAUAAAAACCUUUUUAUUAAUGUGUUGAAUUUUUAUAGUUUCCUUUGUCUGCAAUUAUGUUGUUAAAAUGUCCUUAUUUUGUACAUGGACAUUUUUUUUAAAUGAGUUUACAAAAUAAAAUGAACUUCCAUGCUGUGACUUUUGAUCCUUUGUUUCUAGGUGAAUAAAACUAUACUACAAAUA